UUUUACAAUGUUUAUUAUUUUCCUGAAGACUUCAUUAUUUAUGAUAUUAUAGUUGCCAUACUAGAAAUAUAAUAGUUCGUUUCUAUCGUAUUCCUAAAAUGAAAAAGGUGGCAACCUGAGAAGUGUUGUGAUUCACAUCUCGGACAAGAAAUGAAAAGGAAGUUUUCUUAAUGACAUUAUGAGAGAGUAAUUAAUUAAUAAAGUGAAUUAAGAUAAAAAGCCUUAAAGACAAUGGCCUCGCAACCUGCGGAUACACAGGGUUUACAACAAAAAUCAAAACGCCCUUCUGAUUCGGCUUUUAAGCAACAACGUCUGCCCGCCUGGCAGCCUGUUUUAACAGCUGGGACUGUUUUACCUACCUUUUUUAUUAUCGGUAUCCUUUUUAUACCAGUGGGAGUAGCUUUGCUUUAUUUUUCGGAUGAGGUCAGCGAGUAUGUCAUUGAUUACACUAACUGCAUAAAACAGGGAGAAAAAAAUCUCACUUGCUCGAGCUAUAUUGCAAACCAUACGGGUACAUCGUGUAUGUGCGAAAUACCAUUCACGCUUGAAAAUAAUUUCGUGGGCAAUGUUUUCAUGUACUAUGGUUUAAGUAAUUAUUAUCAAAACCAUCGCCGUUAUGUUAAAUCACGUGAUGAUGAUCAGUUGUUGGGUCGCUUAUCAGAUACACCGUCGACAGAUUGUGUACCGUUUGCAUACACCGAUGAACAAAUACCUAUUGCUCCAUGUGGUGCUAUAGCUAAUUCUCUAUUCAAUGAUACUUUAACUUUGUCAAGAGGCACUAAAAGUGUGCCUUUAUUAAAUACCGGUAUAGCUUGGCCAUCAGAUAAAAAGCAUAAAUUUCGAAAUCCUGAAGGCAAUUUAACGGUAGCUUUAAAGGGAUUUGCUAAACCGAAAUUUUGGAGCAAAGCCUUGUAUCAGUUGGAUGAAAGCAAUCCAACCAAUAACGGAUUUGAAAAUGAGGAUCUAAUUGUCUGGAUGCGUACAGCGGCUUUGCCUAGUUUUCGCAAAUUGUAUCGACGCAUCGAUCAUUCGCAAAGAUCAUACGAGGAUGGCUUGCCAAAAGGCGAAUACACGUUGCAUGUUAAUUAUCAAUAUCCUGUCUCGGCUUUUGAUGGAAAUAAAAAAAUGAUCCUAUCGACCACUUCGAUUUUAGGCGGAAAAAAUCCAUUCCUUGGCAUUGCCUACAUAGUUGUUGGUUGUAUUUGUCUUAUCUUGGGUAUAGCUUUACUUGUCAUACAUCUUAAAUGCAGCAAAAGUAAUGCGGAAAUGAUUAAUGUCAACCCUCGUACCCCCUAUUCGUAAGCGAUGAUGCGUUAACUAUUUUGCAGUAUUGUUAGUAACCUCAAGAUAAUGUAAUGAUGAAAUAAUAGGCAUAUUGAUAAAAAGUUUUGUUUUCAUAAUUGAAA
Molecule: messenger RNA, 1406 nt
Organism: Glossina fuscipes
Lineage: Eukaryota; Metazoa; Arthropoda; Insecta; Diptera; Glossinidae
Gene: CDC50
Product: cell cycle control protein 50A
Exons: 7
Coding region: 232-1302 (356 amino acids)
Cellular component (GO): plasma membrane; endoplasmic reticulum; Golgi apparatus
Source: RefSeq, a predicted model, not a curated record